UUGAUGACGGUGCCUUAUUCUUAUUUUGAUUGAUAAAAGUUGAUGCAGAGGGUUUAACCGUGGCCAAAAAGAUAUUAGAAAAUUUGCGGGUCUCUUGAGAGUUCGACCAUCAUUUUCAAAUUGAAAGACAUUGCAUCGUGAAAAUCCUGCGUUGGCACGUAAUUUCAUAAUAAAGAGAUCAGAAGAUAAUUGUGAUUUAGUUUGUAAAAACAGCUAGUUCUUAUUUUUAGUAAUUCUGAUUUUAGUUUAUUCUCUUUUCGUUAUAAUAAAAAAAUAAAAAAAAACUUAAAAUUAUAAAAUAAUUAACAAAAACAAAAUUCCAUGUAAAUAUAUGUAAUAUGAACAACACACAGUCGUAAAGUUAUCAUCAUAAAUAAUAAAUAAAAACAAAAAAAAAUUAAAACAAGUGAAAAGAUAAGAGAAAUUUUAAACGAAAAAAAUCCCCUAUCGAAAGCCUUGAUUAAAGAAACUAAUUAAAGUUUAAGUUCUUGUGAUAAAAGCUUGAAAAUGAAUAGCCUCGUGAAAGUGUUUAGUAAUUUUAAAGAGUUUUAUAAUGAAAUAAAUGGUGCUACUCUAACCGGUGCAAUUGAUGUUAUCGUCGUUGAACAACCCGAUGGUACUUUUUUAUGUUCACCAUUCCAUGUUCGUUUCGGUAAAUUGGGCGUGCUACGGAGCCGAGAGAAAAUAGUUGAUAUUGAAGUGAAUGGCGAACCUGUAGACAUACAUAUGAAAUUAGGCGAAUCAGGCGAAGCAUUUUUUGUUGAAGAAUGUCCAGAAGAUGAUCUUGAACAGCUUCCAGCUAAUAUGGCUACGUCGCCUCUGCCUACAAACGAAUUUUCAAAAUAUGAAGCUACUAAUUACAGCAAUAGCACAACUGUAGAAGAUACCAUUCAACUACCAUUGCCUCGUAGAAAUUCGAUUGAUUUUUCAAAAGAAUCGGAAGAAGUUGGGAAAAAAUUUGAAAAUCAAGUGUCGGAUUUUUCGCAUAGGAGGCACACCGAUAACACUUUAGAGCGUCGAGAUUUAUCAUCAGCGAAGAUGGAGUUUACCACACAAAAAAUCCGCCAAGAAUGGGCUGUUCAUGAAGAGCAACUAUUCGGUGGAGAUGGCACUGAGGACUGGCAGAACAGCACAAUGAAUAAAUCAACCGAGGAAGGAGAGGCAACAGCCAAGCCGAUCAUAAACACACCACUAAACGAAAUCCAAACCAAAGAAGAUGAAACGUCCUCCGUGGCGCCAGAAGCUCCAGAUUCAAAAUCCAAAAAGAAGCGACGAAAGAAGUCUAUGAUGAAGAAGAAGCAGACCCAGCGUAAGAGUUCGUCCAGUUCAUCAGUUGGAUCUGUUCCAGGUGAUCCAAAUGAAAACGACACUGACACCACGUCCGUUUCCAAUAACACAAUCAGUUCAACGAAUGAAGAGUCACUGAAAUCAGAGACAGCUGUCAGCGCAUCUAUUGAAGUGCCGAAAGAAUUGGAAAAACCAACACCGAUUCCAUCUCGUGUGCGAGAUUUAGACAUCCAUUUCUUUAGUGACACUGACAUUGGGUCGGGUAAAAGUCCACAUGGUUCCCGUCCAUCGACACCGAUUCAAAGCGACAGUGAAAUUGAAAUAUCCCAACGGGACAAAGGCGAAAAAGGCAAUUUGAUGACAAGUUCAGCGUCGUGGAAAUGGGGCGAAUUACCAACACAGGGCGACGAUGCAAAUAUUACCAGUGAAGAUGCGACCCAAGCUCAACGAAACUCAAUGCUUAGCAACAUGUUCAGUUUUAUGAAGCAAUCGAAGAAAAUGCGUAAGACGUCGUCGGAAGGAGUUUAUUUAUCCGAAUUGGACACCGAAGGUAUGGAUCCAGAAAUGGCCGCUCUCUAUUUUCCACCAAUCAAUAAAGCUGAUCCAGCUAUGAAUGUAAUGCCUGUACCGGAAGACGAUGGUGAAAGUGGUAAUGGGACAUCGCUGCCACACAGUCCAAGUUCAGUUGAAGAGCCCAAAAGUCUAGAUUCUGACUAUGAGGAUGGCAAAUCUAAUGAUAACAAGUAUUUGGACUUUGUGUCGAUGUCAAUGUGUGGAGGACUGGAUCAAGGUGGACCAACUGACGAAGAGUUUGAUAGAAAUGUCGUUCAAUAUUCCGAGGUAUGUCAAAAUCCAUCAAUUUUUUCGUCGCCGUUACUAGUUGUCCGAUUGAAUGGCAAAUACUAUAGCUGGACGGCUGCAUGUCCCAUUGUCAUGACAAUAAUUACAUACCAGAAACCAUUAACAAAUGAUGCGAUCGAGCAACUGAUGAAUGUAAACAAACAGCCGGAAAAUACACCAGCGUCCGAAACGAAACGAGGGGGAUAUUCGUCGUGGUGGUAUUGGCGGCGAUCUGCUGGCGAGAAACAGGAAUCAAAGGACAAAGAUUUUGAAGGAAAAGAUGGCGAAAUGAAUGCGGUUGGAACGCAAACGUCACGAGCCACAUCGCCGGAAGAUAGAAACCGUGCCGAUUUCGAUGUAAACCCGCAUAAUGUGACGGGACAAUCGGAUUUGUCCGAACUGAAUAAGAGUCAGAGCAUAGAAGAUUCGAAGCCAUUCGAAACGUUUCGAAAGUCAUUGAGAUUAACAACUGAACAAAUAGAAAGCCUUAACUUAAAGAGUGGAAUGAACGAAAUAUCAUUUAGUGUAACUACAGCUUAUCAGGGAACGUCGCGCUGUAAAUGCUACUUAUUCCGAUGGAAACAUAAUGACAAGGUGGUCAUUUCUGACAUCGACGGCACCAUUACAAAAUCGGAUGUAUUGGGUCACAUUUUACCCAUGGUCGGUCGUGACUGGGCUCAAAUUGGUGUGGCGCAACUCUUUUCGAAGAUUGAAGAGAACGGAUACAAAUUAUUGUAUUUGUCUGCUCGAGCCAUCGGUCAAUCCAAGGCGACACGAGAGUAUUUGCGUUCCAUUCGACAGGGAAAUGUAAAGUUGCCUGAUGGACCACUGCUCCUGAAUCCGACGUCAUUGAUUUCCGCACUGCAUCGUGAAGUUAUCGAGAAGAAACCCGAGCAAUUCAAAAUUGCUUGCCUGAGUGAUAUUCAAGCACUUUUCCAGUCUAAUCCAUUCUAUGCGGGCUACGGCAAUAAAAUCAAUGAUGUGUGGGCAUACAGAGCCGUUGGAAUUCCAAUCAUGCGAAUUUUCACUAUCAAUCCGAAGGGCGAAUUGAAACACGAAUUAACGCAAACAUUCCAGUCAACUUACACUGGCCAAUCGGUUGUUGUGAAUGAAAUUUUCCCUCCAUUACCAAAGUAUGACAGCUCGUCUGACGAUGAUUCUGAUGAUCAGAGUACAACCGACGAGGGUAUUACAUCCGAUGAUGAAUUACAAUUCGGAACGUUAGAAGAUUAAAAAAAAAGAUUUUCUGUUUGAAAAAAUUUUCAGUUUUUAGUCAAUUGGAAAUCAUUUAUUUGGUUUGAUAUUAAUUACAAAAAUUGUGAUAAUUCUACGAAUUAUUCGAUGCAAAUGACAGUACCUUGACAAAUUAAUUUAAAAAAGAAAAUAUUUUUAUGUUUAAUUUGAUGAAGACACAGAGUUCAGCGAUUAUUACUUGAUCGGAGAAUUUAUUUAUUUUUAUAAAAAAGAAUUUAUUUAUUGAAUAAAUGUUGUUGAUGUUUUGAUGUG
Bradysia coprophila is the source of this 3633-nucleotide messenger RNA. It is a transcript of the gene Lpin, whose product is annotated as phosphatidate phosphatase LPIN. Gene Ontology annotation, biological process: positive regulation of transcription by RNA polymerase II; triglyceride biosynthetic process; cellular response to insulin stimulus. The record is from RefSeq and is a predicted model, not a curated record. Lineage: Eukaryota; Metazoa; Arthropoda; Insecta; Diptera; Sciaridae. Gene Ontology annotation, molecular function: transcription coactivator activity; phosphatidate phosphatase activity. Gene Ontology annotation, cellular component: nucleus.